UAGUCAAACUAGUGCAGUUAGUUGAGGGCACACUGACAGAAAUCGAGAUUUAGUUAUGCUUCUGAUAGUUUAUUUCCUUUUUUAAAACAAGAAUUCUGAGUCCAUGCAUGAUCGAAUGACAUAACAUGCCACUUUUCUCAUCAUGUGAAAACCGUGUCAUCAAGUUACCUACAACAGCGUGUGCUUUUCAAAACAAAAGACGGACACGUUCAGAUUUUUUAUUUUUUUUUACUAACUCCUUACUGGAUUGUAAAAACCGUUGACCGUAAUAAUAAGCUGCACAGAAAAUGAUCAAAAAUAGUAUUUUAUCGCGAGAUCCUGGCGGCUGUUUUCAUAGUUUGAGUUAUUUAAGACUUUCAUUUUGAAGGUAAUCGGAUGUUGUUUUGUUAGCCUCACCCGUUUCACAACAGAUAUUGCAGAAUCUCAGCCCGUUUCUGUGUAGUUUAUUACUUGGCGUAGCCUGUGUAACAAAGAACGAUAAAUGUAUUUAAUGCCGUAAAUCCGUCUGUUAACAGCUGCAACAUGGCGCUGUUGGCUAACCUAUAUUUGUUGGCUUUGUAAAACUUUUCUGAUGAAGGAGGAAACGACCGUUAUCGUGAUAUAAUUGACUGUUUUACAUCACAAGGGCCGUCAUGCCGAAAGAGCAGCUUUGUUUCAGGGAAAACGGUUCCUGUGCACCAUCAAGCAAGAAUGCGAAAGAUAAGAGCAACAGCAAUACCUUGCUGACAAUACGUGACCCGAAGCAUGCAGUUGAUUCUAACAGAAGAGGCUCCAGCUGCAGCUCAGAAAAAGACUCCGGGUAUUCUGACGGUUCCGACUGGCAGCAGACGGACAUUGAGGACCAGAGGAGCACCAAAAGCCAGCUGAGAUUGGUAGAACAUGCAAAGUCUCCACAAACUGGUCAAUUUAAAGUACAUGGUGGCAGAAAUGCAGGAAAUCUUGCUGUAAUGGCAACCAAACUGGUUCACCAACCCAUCUACAUCAUCAAGCCAGCCACAACCCUGAAAAGAAAUCAGUUGCAUGUAAAUAACAGCAUGAGGAUAAGCAACCAUGCUGUUUCUCCACAUAUGAUCAGCCUGGAUCAGCCAAGCUUUGUGCCAGCAUCAACUCAGCUCAUCAAGCCUUUCAAGUCCCAAACUUCGAGAGUCACAGGAAAUAAAAUAAAAAACACCUACCUUCCUAUUCUUAACUCUUACCCUCGCAUAGCGCCACAUCCUACCAAGAAACCACCUGACAAGUCUUUAUCAAACCAGGAAUCCCAAUAUUUGAGCAAGAGGAUAUGCACUGAACGCAAGACUGAAGACAAGUCGGUAACUACAAGUCCGUCGGAGGAACAUCAUCACAACCAAUCGACAGUUUCAAACUCUGUCCUGUUGAGUACCUUGUCAAGCAGAAACAGUUUGUCCUCCUCCACCUUCACCAUUUCGCCCACAAACCCAGGAUCUCAAUCCAUCUCUAGUCUGCACGCCGCGUCCUCUCAUCACUCAGACGGAGGACGUCAGAGGAAAAUCACUAGUCCUCACCAUCGGCGAUUCUUCAACACGGUAGAACUUCUCAGACAGUCAGGUCUGUUGGACAUUACCUUGCGUACAAAGGAGCUCCUUCGCCAGAGCAACAGCACUGAGCAGGACAUUUCCCAGCUGCGUCAACACACAGAGCUGCUCUGCCAGGCUGUCAGCAACCCAGCCCACAGCCUUAACGGUGUCACAGCCUGGGAACGUGUGUGUCAGGCCAUGACGGAGUCUGGUAGCUAUCCCAACCUCAACAUGGCACGCAAAUCUCAGAAGCCAUUACAUCCAGAUCCAAUCAGUCAACCACAAGGUAUUUCUUUAGGUAGCAUAAAAAUACUGCAAGCUGCUGAAGGCUCAUGCCUUUCUAACACAAGCUCAGAGCAAUCUCAGGUAAACCAAGACGAGAAAGUUGAGAUCAGAGAAAGAUCUCCAGGCGUUGUGACCAUGAUGUCUCCUGACAGUUCUACUGGUUAGGAUGAUCUGCAGUGCCUUCAAAGACUGAGAUAACUAGCCUGGCUGCUGUGCCUUACCUAAAUAUUCACCUUCAGUGGCAUUUUCGUCUUGCCUUUCAAGCUGGAAUCAAAAUUAUUUUUUGUGGAGUUUGGAUAAUUUGACAGGCUAGAAAUACUUAUUGUGAUACUUAUUGUGAAAUAUGUCUUGAUCCGAGAUCUGAAAUAAGUAAAAAAAAAAAAGUUUUUUCUAAGGUAAAAAGCAGUGACUCCUCAAAAGUAAUUAAUAUGGUCACUGUGAAGCAUCUCUUAAAAUUCAACAUAUUGAGUUUACUUGACUUUUGGAAAGCAAUGCAAAUAUAAUGCAUUCAAUCUCCACAUUAAAACUCAUGAAACUCAACUCAUGAAAAAGAGGAAUAAAGUAAAUGGACUCGGAAUAAGGCAGCGGUCCCAUUUAGUUGCCCGUUUAAAAAAGGCAGUGCCAAAAAAUAAGAGAUUCUGAAAACCUUUUAUUUCUGUGGUAUUUUAAAAAAGGCCUUGAUUUUUUUUUUUUUUUUUUUACUGUGUCAAUUUCAUGCCACAAAUAUACUGUCAGGGGAUAAGCAGAACCACCCAUCACUAAAAUAUACACUAAACAGUUUAACAUCAACCUUUAUAAGCAACAUUAGACCGCGUUAGUUUUUAAAAUGAAUCACAGCUACAUCUAAUGUUGUUGGAGUCAGUUUGUUACAGAUGAAGACGGUGGGCAGUCUGUCAACCAGCCUCAGCUGGAUGUUAAACUACUUCACUGUUUGUUUCUUUGCUCCAAGAUACCAAGUAUCUGUCACUCAGUCGCUUAUGUAGUCUAUAGCAAAGCGUCUUGUCAGGUAUUUUUGUGUGUGUGUUGAUAGUCUGAGCUUGGUUUGCUGUGUGUCAUUGUGUAUUGUAGGCUUUUUUUAAUAAUGCUACAGUGCGCUUCAAAUGAUAUGUGAUCACUUUGCUUAACCUCUUUUUAAGACAUGCACAGAAUAAACGAGCAGCAUUUCAAAAUCAUUAGAUGAACCAUACUCUCUUGUAGCAGCUGUCAUCUCUGCUGACUGUUUUUUGUGAUUUUUCACAGUUUUCUUUGGUUUUUGGACUUUUACUUCACUAAUUUAAAACACUUUUCAGUGUAAGUUUGAAAGUUUAACUGUGUUUAUUGGAGAUUAGGUGUUGCAAGGACAAGCGGUUAUUAACAGUGGAGGGAUGACCUUUAAAACUCUCAUUCUCGUACUUCCAUUGAGUACUAAAGCAUAUUGGAAUUGGUUUAGAGCUGAGACUAAAUUAAUGAAAACUCAUAAGAUGCAAAAAAUAAAAAACAAUCUUAUUUGGAUGUAACAUGAAUUGUAUUUAUGCUAUGUCUCUAUUGUCCCCUUUUGUAAAAUUAUAAUAAUAAUGCUAUUCAGUGUAUCAUAAACUGAUACAAAAAGCUUUUACCUAAAUAAUGGUCAGUAAACAGCUGGGAGUAAAAGUAUUAUUUGAGGAUGCAACAUGCAGGCCUGAUGGCCAAAGUUUUCACAUUUCAAGAGGUUUUUGGAGAAUUUUUCAGAAUUGUAAGCUAUUUAAAUAAAGCAGUUUGUGAAAAGUU
This is a messenger RNA of Poecilia reticulata (guppy), 3566 nucleotides long. RefSeq names its product CLOCK-interacting pacemaker. Lineage: Eukaryota; Metazoa; Chordata; Actinopteri; Cyprinodontiformes; Poeciliidae. The record is from RefSeq and is a predicted model, not a curated record. Gene Ontology annotation, biological process: negative regulation of circadian rhythm; negative regulation of DNA-templated transcription. Gene Ontology annotation, cellular component: nucleus.